Molecule: messenger RNA, 1112 nt
Organism: Didymodactylos carnosus
Lineage: Eukaryota; Metazoa; Rotifera; Eurotatoria; Philodinida; Philodinidae
Source: the annotation of a GenBank genome assembly
AUGUCUCGCCGAACUUGGCACGAAUGUUUCUCUUCUGCUUCUGAAACUGAUAUCGAAUCUUUUACAAAAGAAAAUAAAGUUUCUACUUAUCGUACCGAGCAUUUUCAAGCUGAAUCCAAUAAUAAAUUUACAGUAUUUAAAUCUGAAUCGCAUAAUCAUGAUCAACGUAACGAUACAACUCGUCUCAAAUCGCCUAUUCGUGAUACUGUUCGCCAAAUGUCGGAUAAAGCUAUUGAUAUUAAUCAUAUAUUUAUUUGUAUUACUACACGUCAGUUAUUAUCUGCGUGUAAAUAUUCAUCUACAUUAGCUAUUGAUUGUACAUAUAAAAUAACAUACAAUGAAUUACCUUUACUCGUUUUUGGAACAUCAGAUUUAAAUCGACAUUUUCAUCCAUUAGGAUUAUGUUUAAUAUCAACAGAUGAAUCAGCAGAUACAUUUAAAACUUUAUUUCGUGUAUUAAAAUCAUAUGUACCACUAAUCAUUCAACAACCAUAUGAUAUUACUCAUGUUAUGGCUGAUGGUGCUGCUGGCAUUACCAGUGCCAUGUGUGAGUUACCACAAGCACGCCGACUUAUGUGUUGGGCACACGUUUUUAGAGUCACUGUUAAUAGAGUUUCGAAAAGUGGAGAAGAUUCAUUCUUGUGUAAAGUGCUAUUAUUACCUUUUGAAAGAUUAUUGUUUUCGGAGUUGAUAUGCAAUGUAGUGCUGAAGAGCGAGAAAAAAGGGACAUUUUGAUGAACACACAUGUGUAUGAUAUCGAAGACGAUGAUUUUAUAGUACUCCCGGAUGCGAAUAUUCAAAAUAAUGAAAAUCUAGGAAUAAAUUAUGACAUUAUUACUUCUGGAAGCAAUAAUUCAAGCUCAGAUGCUGAUGAAGACGAAAAUCAAAGUGCGGAAAAUUCCUGGUUUAAUUUGAGCAACAGAAGCACAUUGACCGCUAGCCGUUUCUCUUCUUUUAAAAAAAACCUGCGUAUCGAUCAUUAAAAAAAAAUUCUACUUUAUUUUUCAUCGGGGUAAGACGUAUGCAGUCUGUUUUUUAAAGUAUUAGCGUACUGCACAUAUACGUAUUUUUGCCUUUGAUUUAACAAGUAAUCAAAUAUGACAUUAUCUUCU